GACCCGGGUGCCCUGGGGGCGAGGCGGCGAUUGCCCGGAGCGAGGCCCUGGGAGAGACCGGUACACACGUGCGUGGCCAGGGUGCGCGUGCUGGGCUCCUGCACCCGAAGUGGGGCCAGUACCAGCCGGGACGCGGGCCCGAGUGCGCUGGGCAUGCGCACCCGGGAUCCCGGCAGGGAGGGCGGGCCUGCGGCGGCCAAACCCGCAGGCGGGCGAUUUGCGCAUGCGUGGUCCUGGGCCACGCCCUCUCCCGUUGGGGCGGGGCCUACGCGUCCUGGGCGGGGCCUCGGGAGUGGGACGUGCGUCACGGCAGCUUGAAGAGGGGCGGGCCGAGGGGCGGGGCCUCCGGUGGCCCGAGCUGGCGGGGCUGCUCGGGUGGGAGCCGUGCGGUCCGGCUGCUCGCGGCUCCGGGAUGGCCUCCCCGCGGGAGCUGACGCAGAACCCCCUGAAGAAGAUCUGGGUGCCGUACAGCAACGGGCGGCCCGCCCUGCACGCCUGCCAGCGCCGCGUGUGCAUGACCAACUGCCCCACGCUCAUCGUCAUGGUGGGCCUGCCCGCCCGGGGCAAGACCUACAUCUCCAAGAAGCUGACGCGCUACCUGAACUGGAUCGGCGUGCCCACGCGGGAGUUCAACGUGGGCCAGUAUCGCCGGGACAUGGUCCAGACGUACAGGUCUUUUGAGUUUUUCCUCCCAGACAACGAAGAGGGCCUGAGGAUCCGAAAGCAGUGCGCCCUGGCCGCUCUCCGUGACGUCCGGCGGUUCCUUAGUGAGGAGGGGGGCCACGUGGCGGUUUUCGAUGCAACAAACACCACCCGCGAGCGGAGGGCGACCAUCUUUAAUUUUGGGGAGCAGAACGGCUACAAGACCUUCUUUGUUGAGUCCAUCUGCGUGGAUCCCGAGGUCAUCGCGGCCAACAUCGUGCAAGUGAAGCUGGGCAGCCCUGACUACGUCAACCGCGACGGGGAGGAGGCGGCGGAGGACUUCCUCAGGCGCAUCGAGUGCUACGAGAGCUCCUACGAGUCCCUGGACGAGGACCUGGACAGGGACCUGUCCUACAUCAAGAUCAUGGACGUGGGGCAGAGCUACGUGGUGAACCGCGUGGCCGACCACAUCCAGAGCCGCAUCGUGUAUUACCUCAUGAACAUCCACGUGGCCCCGCGCUCCAUCUACCUCUGCCGGCACGGCGAGAGCGAGUUCAACCUCAAGGGCCGCAUCGGCGGGGACCCCGGACUGUCCCCGCGGGGCAGGGAGUUUGCCAGGCGUCUGGCCCAGUUCAUCAGCGACCAGAACAUCAAGGACCUGAAGGUGUGGACCAGCCAGAUGAAGCGGACCAUCCAGACGGCCGAGGCGCUGGGCGUGCCCUACGAGCAGUGGAAGGUCCUCAACGAGAUCGACGCGGGCGUCUGUGAGGAAAUGACCUACGAGGAAAUCCAGGAUCACUACCCUCUGGAGUUCGCCCUGCGGGACCAGGACAAGUACCGGUACCGCUACCCCAAGGGGGAGUCCUACGAGGACCUGGUGCAGCGCCUGGAGCCGGUCAUCAUGGAGCUGGAGCGGCAGGAGAACGUGCUGGUCAUCGGCCACCAGGCGGUGAUGCGCUGCCUGCUGGCCUACUUCCUGGACAAGGCGGCAGAGCAGCUGCCCUACCUCAAGUGCCCACUGCACACGGUGCUGAAGCUGACGCCCGUGGCCUACGGUUGUAGAGUGGAGUCCAUCUUCCUGAACGUGGGGGCCGUGAACACGCACCGGGAGAGGCCGCAGAACGUAGACAUCGCGAGGCCCCCAGAGGAGGCCCUGGUCACGGUCCCCGCUCACCAGUGACCCUGCUCCUCCCCGGCGGCCAUCUCUGCAGACAAGGUCGUUCCAGGCCCUGGGCCGCCCGCAGGCACCAGGCAGGGGCCCCGUCCACGCCACCCGCUUCCUGCUGACGGCCGUGGGGCUAUCGCACCUGCUCUGCUGCCUGACCUGCAGCUGGAGACCCUCCAGCCACGCGGCCGGCUCUGCGGGCGGAAUUUGCCGGCACUGGGCCUGCUGCGGCCCGUCGGCCUCCUGAAGCGGGCAGCCCCGUGUGGCCCAGCUGCUGGCCUGGGCCCGGAGGCCCUGCAGGCGCCCCGCUGGCCCGGGUGCGAGGAGAGCCCUGCCCACCGCCCUGCCAGGGACGGAGGGCUCCCACCAUGGACAGCUGGCCAGGCCGUGUCUGAGCCGCUGGGGAGAGUGGGGGCUCGUGUCAGCCCGGCCACGCGCAGGGAGCCGGCUUCCGCCCCGCCCGGGCGCACACACGGAUCCCCGAGGAGGAGCCCCGAGGAGCUGCUGGCCAAGACCACCCCUACGGCGGCUUCUCUCCUGCGUCACCCCGCCCGGCGCGCCUGCCCCGGACUCGGGGGGCUGCCCCGGACUCGGGGGGUGGCCCGCACCGGGUGGAUGGCCACGAGGGUCUGGAUCUGUGCUGCGCGCCUGCCGCCCACGGUGCACCUCGCUGGUGCCAGGCCAGGGCCCCAAGCCCGCUUUGCACCUGCAGCCUUUCCUGGGGUGUCCCUGCAGGACACCCCGCCUUUCCCAGCCCCUCCCGCCUCUGCCCGGGACCGGUCUCCACACGGCCGCCGCCUGGCUGCUCGGCGUGGCCAGCGCAGUCGUGUGGGUCGCAGGUGUUUUCCUCUCGCCCCGGAACGGGUGGGAUGGGGUCUCGGCCGCACAGCACUCUGUGUCCAGGGCUCUUUGCAAUAAAUAGUUCCUAAAACCACAAGGAUCCUCAGGCGAGGCUGCCUUGUGUGGCAGCUCUGCGGACCCGUGCCGCGGUCUCACAGUCUGUAGUGAGGUCCCAGUCCCGCCCACCCCAGCCUGCUCUCGGGAAGGAAAACUGCGGUCCCCAGUGAGCCCGGCCCUCACCCCUGAGCCAGAGGCGGAUGUGCGGGAGGGGCGGGCCUGGGGUGGGACAUUAAGCGCAGGGUCCCUGGAAAGUGGGUCCCAAAUGCUGGCCUCCUUAGGGAGGGGAGCCAGGCUUUGUGUCAGGACGGCCCGGCCCGCGGGGCUCAGGGGUUGAGCUUCAACCUAGGAACCAGGAGGUCACGGUUCCAUUCCCAGUCAGGGCACAGGCCCGGGUUGUGGGCUUGAAUCCCAGUGGGGGGCGUGCGGGAGGCAGCCAGUCCACGAUUCUCUCUCCUCAUUGAUGGUUCUCCCUUUCCCUUCCUCUCUGAAAUCAAUAAAAAUACAUGUUUUUAAAAAAGAAGAAAGAAAAGGAGCCAUUAGCCUUGCUGGUUGGAGCGUCGUCCGCUGCACGGAAAGGUGGAGGGUUCAAGUCCAGGUCAGGGCACGCUUAAGUGGCAACCGAUCGAUGUUUCUCUCCCUCUCCCCUUCCAUUUUCUAAAGUAAUAAAUAAUUUUAAAAAGA
Messenger RNA from Myotis daubentonii (Daubenton's bat), 3388 nucleotides. It is a transcript of the gene PFKFB4, whose product is annotated as 6-phosphofructo-2-kinase/fructose-2,6-biphosphatase 4. Gene Ontology annotation, molecular function: ATP binding; fructose-2,6-bisphosphate 2-phosphatase activity; 6-phosphofructo-2-kinase activity. Lineage: Eukaryota; Metazoa; Chordata; Mammalia; Chiroptera; Vespertilionidae. The record is from RefSeq and is a predicted model, not a curated record. Gene Ontology annotation, cellular component: cytosol. Gene Ontology annotation, biological process: fructose metabolic process; fructose 2,6-bisphosphate metabolic process.